AUGCGGUUUUUCUACGACGGAUUGGAGCCCAUGUCAAGAGCCAAUUUGGAUGCGGGGGCGGGUGGUCAAUUAAUCAAGAUCCCUCAAAAUCAAGUUGAAGCCACAAUAGAAGAGGUAGCAAAGAAUUACUCUUGGGGGGGCCGAAGUAGAAACGCUCCAAAGAGAGGUGGUAUUUACGAAUUGGAGAAAUUUGAUCAAUUACAACAUCAAAUUCAUCAACUAACAAAAGGGCUUUCCAAAUUGAACACGAGUGUGAAUGCAAGUUCAAGUGGUGGAGCAAGCUCUUCUCAAACAAUCACAUUGAGGUCGGGAACUUCCUAUGAUGGUCCAAAUGAGGGGGAUAGUGAGGGAAAGAAGGGAAGAGAAGAGAGUGUGAAUGAAGACAAGAGAGGUGAGGAAGAAAAAGUUGAUGAGGUAGAAGGAAGUUCGAAGAAGAAGAAGCUUGACAACGAGAAGACAACUUCGAUUCCUAGUGAGAUUAGGAACCUUGAUGGACCGGUUCCUUUUCAAAGUAGACUUGCGGAGAGGAAGUUGAAUGACAAGUUUGCAAAGUUCCUAAGUGUGAUGAAGAACUUGCACAUCAAUCUCCCUUUUCUUGAAGUUGUGACACAAAUGCCAUCUUACUCCAAAUUCCUCAAGGACAUCCUCACCAACAAAAGGAAGCUCAAUGAUGAGCUUAUCACCCUUCCACAUCAAGUGAGUGCUCUUGUUCAACAUAAAAUGCCCAAGAAGGAAAAAGAUCUGAGGAGUUUCACUUUGCCGGUGAAAAUUGGAAAUAUGGAAGCUAGGGGUGCAUUGGCCGAUCUUGGAGCAAGUGUUAGCCUAAUCCCCUUAUCCAUUGCUCAAAAGCUCAAUAUUGAGAUGAUCCCUACAAGGAAGACAAUUCAAUUAGCCGACCGCUCGGUCAAAUUGCCUUGUGGAGAACUUGAAGAUGUUUCGAUUCAAGUGGGACACAUUUAUGUGCCUUGUGACUUUGUAGUGAUGGACAUGGAGGAAGAUGUGGACACUCCCUUGAUCUUGGGUCGUGAAGCUCUUAAAACUUUGGGGGCGGUCAUCAAUUGCAAAAACAACACCAUCACAUGUGAAGUGGCCGAUGAGAAGAUAGUCUUUGAAUUUUCUAAGUUGCUAAAGACCCCCAUGGUUGAAAAGUGCUAUAGAGUUGAUGUUGUAAGUGAGGAGUUGGACCGUUUGGGAAAGGUCAUGAUGAAGCCUCAAGAUCCAAUAGUGGAAGCUCUCACAUGCAACGAGGAGUUUCACUCUCAAGAAGCCAAAGAAUUUAUCAUGGCAAUGGAGGAAUCCUCAAAGGAGGAAGUUGAACAACAAGGCGAGAUUGAGCUUGAAUCAAUGGAGGAAAAAUCGGAGGAGAGCUCCAAGCCUCCUCCCAAGAAGAUCAUUUUUCCUAGAUUUGGGGUGCCAAGAGUCCUAAUUAGUGAUGGAGGUUCUCAUUUUGCCAAGAAGCAAUUGGAAGCUCUUCUCAAGAAGUACGACGUUCAUCACAAGGUUGGUCUACCUUACCAUCCUCAAACUCAAGGUCAAGUGGAGGUCUCGAAUCGUGAAAUCAAGAAUAUACUUGAGAGGAUGGUGUACAAAUCGAGGAAGGAUUGGUCUCUCAAGCUCAAUGACACACUUUGGGCUCUUAGGACGGCGUACAAGACUCCAAUCGGCACAACCCCUUAUAGGUUGGUCUAUGGCAAGGCUUGUCACUUGCCGGUUGAAUUGGAAUACAAGGCUUGGUGGGCUAUCAAGGAGCUUAAUAUGGAUUUGUCUUUGGCGGUGAGAAGAGAUUGUUGA
Molecule: messenger RNA, 1791 nt
Organism: Chenopodium quinoa (quinoa)
Lineage: Eukaryota; Viridiplantae; Streptophyta; Magnoliopsida; Caryophyllales; Amaranthaceae
Exons: 3
Coding region: 1-1791 (596 amino acids)
Biological process (GO): DNA integration
Molecular function (GO): nucleic acid binding
Source: RefSeq, a predicted model, not a curated record